Branchiostoma belcheri (Belcher's lancelet) is the source of this 3896-nucleotide messenger RNA. RefSeq names its product cbp/p300-interacting transactivator 2-like. Gene Ontology annotation, biological process: regulation of DNA-templated transcription. Gene Ontology annotation, cellular component: nucleus. Bases 572 to 1552 code for a protein of 326 amino acids. The transcript has 3 exons. Lineage: Eukaryota; Metazoa; Chordata; Leptocardii; Amphioxiformes; Branchiostomatidae. The record is from RefSeq and is a predicted model, not a curated record.
UUGAUUAGUCAUUGUCGCCCCUUCACACGACUCAAAACACGACCGGACGACGGACAAAGGGCCGCAUCGCCGAAACUCGACUUCCUACAAACAAUUUCUGCAUAUUCAUUGAUGCCCUAAUUAGGGCAAACGCUGGGGGACUGAUCAGUAUACAUCCCUACGAGAUCGCAAACCGCGGCACACAAGGACAGUAAUCGAUACAAAACUUACGUCGGUCACCGUACAACGCAAGGACUCGGUCUUACAGCUGCGCACGCUCCAGUCACGCUCAAGUCGUCCCAACACGUCCGCAGCGGCGGCCAAGAAAACUUGCCAGAUUCCUUGAGACUUUUCGUAGCCAGGCGUGCCCGGAUUGUCCAGUUGACGGCGGGACAUCGCUACGAGCCCGACUGGGGAAGUUGUUGGCCAUUUUGUAGUCGCUGUGCUCGGUGAAGCGGACUGGCCCGACCGGGAUCGCGUUACAGUCGAGAAGAGGUUUUCACAAGUGUUACUGUGUGUUGUGGGAGAGGGCUGAGCCGCGGGACGGAGUGACUGUGUAUAACGUGCGACGGCGGGGGCACCGGGAGUAAAUAUGGCCCAGCAGCAGCAGUUCGCGUACAAUCCUGUGAGGCCAGGCGGGGGGAGAGUGGGCAUGCAGCCGGGCGGGUACGUGCAGCACCCUGCCCGGGGACAGAUGCACGCCAUGCCGCCGGGACAGCAGCAGCAGCCCGGCCGACCCAUGCAGGCCAUGCAACGUCCCCCCAACCGACCCCUACAGCAGCAACAACAACGCCAGCAGCAACCCCCACGACAGGGAACGGUCAUGCACUACGGUCAGGGGAUGCAGCCCCACCCCACGGGCAUGCAGCCCCACCCCACGGGUCGCCAGGGGAUCCGGCCGAGCUACGUCCCCCAACAACAACCCAUGCCCCAGCAGCAGGGACAGCACAGCAUACAGAUCCAGCGCGUGCCGAACACCCUGCACAUGCAGCCCGGCCUGAGCAUGGCUAACACCCGCAGGUUGUCUCACGACCCCGAGUCACCCACAACACGAGACAUCCCCUCACCGCAUCUCAGAGGAGGCUUCCCUCCGUCUUCCCCCUCCUUAGCCGACCUGGGGCACAUAGACUUGAACAACAGACCGCCUCAAGUGCUAGGGGACCACAACAUGCCUGUGUCAAGACCACAGAUGAUGCCUCACCAAGACAUGCCCGUGAACCGUGGGAACAUCAUGAGGACAAAUAUGAAUGAUUUUCAUAACAUAAACCCAAAACUACAGCAGGACAACAACGGGAUGUUACUCCGGGUGGACACCAACGGGCUCCACCGGGUCGCACCAGGCAACGGCUACGGGAUGCACAUGAACGGCGACCCGAGGAGCAAAGCACAAGUGCCCCCCUUCCUCCACGGGCUCUCGGACUUGGACAUGAUCGACGAGGACAUCCUAGCCCGGUUGAUUAUAGAGUUGGGGUUGGACAGAAUGCGGGAACUUCCCGAGCUUUGGUUGUCACACAACGAACUGGAGAUGGACAUCUGCAGACAGGUGCCUCCACAGAGAGCUGUCAGAUGCUGACACCUUAGACUCUGGAAAAUGGACAAAAAUAAGAUGUUUAAAGUUGUGGGGCAGCGGGUUAGAAACACGAACAGAUCCUCCUGACCCGCCCCAGGCCAGGAUUGUGUCUGAGGUAUGUUGUAUUAAGACUGGUGACAGAGUCAGCUUUUGUUCCUUAAAAUAUUUCUCUUUGUGGGGAAACCUUUUCUGUCCAGUGGUCGCCCUGUGUCAGCUGUUCGCUAUUGUUCAAGUGAAACGGAUGGUAGGGGUCGGCCUAGAUUUCAAGAGUAAGACUCGCACGAUUUAGUAAGUUUCUAAAGGAACUCCUUGUUUCUUAAUUCCCACAAACAAAAGACUCAAGAUGCCGGGUAUGUAUGAAAGGAAGUCAUUGCUGCUACAGUCUCAGUUUCAGUGCCACCAGGGUUUGUUUACGUCUAGUUGCAUGUGGAUAUGACCUCAUGAUCGGUGGCACUUCGCCAAAAUUGAAACCACAGCCAGAAUUGACCCUGAGCUACCAAGACAAGACCUGCUAAUGUGUUACCUAGUUAGAGAGAGUCCGCUAGUUUAUAUUCGUGAGGAGUGUAGCUAGGUUUAGGUAUGAUUUUCGUGUGCUGUAGUUUAAAGAAGUGGAACAAAAGAUCAGGUCAGGUGGUGUAGGGGUCAGAGCAGACAAUAGAGGCAUUGUUCUCCAAUAGACCCUUUCAAUGUCGUCCUUUUGGGACAGAUGGGGGAAGGUCACGUGUCGCCAAGGAACAAAAGGCUCCGUGGAACAAACGGCCACUUUGUAAAGAUUUUUCUGCCAUAAUUUAAUUGUUUGUAUGGAAGUUUUCUUUAGUAAUGUGAAUAUAAACAUUGUAUUCUUUAGUUUCUUUACUUUUUCUGCAGUGACGCAAAGCUGCGCCCUUGAACAAUUCCAUUUAGAUAAGAAUAAUAAUAUAAAUUUGUGGUAUGUAAUUGUAAAAAGCCUUCCAUGGUGAACAGAAACGUGAAUACAAACACAAUAUUUAUUCUUCCACAUCCUCAUAAGCUGUGAAAAAAAUUGAGAAAGCCAUGCAUUACAUGUAUUUUCGAAAAAUUCCUUCCUCGGAUAAGAAUAAUAAAUGUUAGAAUUUGUGGUAUGUAAAAACACUGGUUUGCUACAAACAGAGUACAGAUAUCCCUUUCAUAUCCUGUUAGCAAAUAUGGCUUAAUGUUAUUGAAUUAUUGAAGCACAAAUGACUGUAUGUCCUUACAACAAAUAAUGCCCUCGCAGGAAUUGGUUAUGGUGUUGUUUCACAGUGUAAGUUAUUCAGGUUGCACUUUGGGGAGAUGACUUAAUAUGUAACUCCCACAUGCUGUUCUUUGUCAACAGAAAUUGGUUAUGUUGAUGGAACAGAAUUGUACAGUUCAUGUGCCGUAAUGACAUCAUUACGCCCCCACCCACCCACCAAACCUGCUAUAUUUUUACUCCCUAUUUAAUGUGUCUAAAUUAUUGGAGAAGGCAGCUAGUUUGGAGUGGGGGUAGUUUUGGGGGAAUCUGUGUGUACAGUUCUAAGAGUUGUUAUUCUGUGUAAAUCCCCCCUUGGAACAGGAUGCACAUGUUUGAAUAAGGGGAUUAUUCGCCCAGCAUUGUUACGAGUGAUGAUCGUUUUUCGCACAAACACGGAACGUGAGAAUCGUCGCACAACAAGCGACGCUACUGGAAGCCACUCGAUAAUUUAUUGGCAGGCAGAUUCUCCUCCUAUCUGUGCCUUGUGUAAUAUUCAUAGUCCUGGACUUGUACAUGUGAUCAUGUAUGAAUAAAUCAUCCACUCCAAACAAGGGUUAAAAUUGUGGAUUAGGUAGAGGAAAAUGCCUACAACUCUCCUGGUAUGAUCCACUGUGUAGAGACAAAUCUUAUAACAACUCUAUGAAGGAGACUGCCUUAUCCAGGUUUAACACUACCUAAAGACGCCAUCUGGACUACAGUCCUGGAUGGAAGCACACUGCAUAGCAUUCCUAAAAUAACACGGACGCGAUUUUAAGUAGACAUUUUGUGUGUUUUAGAACAUCCUUUCUCUGAUGGAACAGUUAAAUGGGUGCCAUGGGCCUGUAGUGGGUCAUGCAUAAUGCAUCGCCAAGAAAACCAGUGUAAAAAUGUGUGAAUUUUUCAUUGUCAGAUCUUGUUUUCCCAGCUGUGCUCAUGUUAUAUUUUGGCAGGUCGCCAACGCAAGGCGACAAAAGUCACAUGUGAUCGAGACUUGUGAGAGAUUUUUGAGGAAUGGAAACAGUUUUUUAUACAGUUGAAUAUUAUUAUUGAUAUCAUGGGAAGGAGAAGCAGAUCUUGCGAUUUUGAAAAUGAUGACAGAGAAUUCAUUUUGUACAAUAAAGCAGUACAAUCAGUGAA